CCACCCGACAAUAAGUUAUCAAUUUUCUCCAGAAAUAGUUUUUAGGAGAAAGAGACGCAAAACCUUAACAUUGAUCCUCGCGACUGGUUUGGUCAAUGGUGAUUUAAUGAAACUUCUCCUGUUUCUGCCUUACAUACUGCUCCUCGCUGCAAUUUCUUGCGAGGAGCUGGAAAAGCCAGAUGUGGACAAACUUUUCAAGGAUGGCCAAUCAGCGACGCAUUUGAUCAAGGGCAACGAUGAGUUUAUCAUCCUCGUCGGUUCAACUGGCACAGGUAAAAGCACCUUGUCCAAGUUUCUGCGGAAGGACGAAACGUUGACGAUCGUGGAAAAUGAGCAGCUAUUUUGCAUUUUCACCGACAACGAAACUCGAAUCGGCAGCUCGGACAGCUUGACUUCCAAGACCUUUUUCCCAAACACUGAUCUAGACUUUCAAACUGGUCUUCCUAUCGUCGACAUGGCUGGUUUUCGGGACACGCGCAGCGCCGAGUAUGACUUGGUUGCCGCUUUCUUCAACAAGGAAGUUUUGAAUGGCACGAGCAAAAUGAAAAUCGUGAUCGUGGAAAAUUACUCCAAUAUUAAGCUCAACAAUGACCGCACGGCUUUUGUCACAACAAUAAAACACGUAACCCAGCUUUUGAAAGGAAAUACCGAGUCACUUGCCGAAUCAAUCAGUCUGGUCGUCACCAAAGUAAACGCGGAUAAAAAUGAUUUGCUAACAAUUAGAGCAAUUGAAGUUUUUCUUGAAAAGGUUGAGCAAUAUUUUAAGCGACAGAUGGAUAAUUUAACUAAAAGUAAUGACACGUCCUUGAUUACUAGUUUGAGGGAGCAAAUAUCGCUUGUGAAUUACAUAAAAGAAAAAGAAAACAUUGCCAUUUUCCGUGAGCCUAAGGAAGUUCACUCGCCGUGGGAAUCUGGGCCCCUUAGGAAAAAUUACCAAGACAUUCGGAAUCUUAUUUUCAACCGAUUGAAUUUCUCUAAAAGUUUCAGCAAAGAUUUUGAAGUCUCAGUUGCACCCGAAACUGCGAUUUACAUCCGAGACAAUCUGAUCACCACAUCCAGAGCCAAAGUAGACCGACUUUUUAAAAUGCAAUACGAAAAACUGGCCGAUAAUUUUGGUUCAAUAAUUGGAGCGCGGUACAAACCGAUUGAGGAAAAAUUAGAUUUCGAUAUAAAAUAUUGCAACAACCUUUUAGAAUUUCUACAUCUCAUUACAAAUUUUGAUCAGCUUAAAUCUUUAAACGAAAAAUUGACGGUCCGACUUGAGUUUAAAGACGAGCUGGAGUUGGAAGCGAAGAAAAUGUUAUUUUUUUACCAAGUCGCCGAGCAGCAGAACUUUGCAAAGAUUUCAACAGAAAUCGACAACAUGCUCGGAUGGAAACGUAAAUUGCAUGCUGACGUCAGAAAUGCACGAAAUUUCAUGAAGUUUUUACAAAGCUUGAUCGCGGACUUUGGAUUGUACUCGGUCCAGUCAUCCGCACCUUCAAAUUGGUAUAAAAUCUAG
Messenger RNA from Neocloeon triangulifer, 1501 nucleotides. RefSeq lists its product as uncharacterized. Lineage: Eukaryota; Metazoa; Arthropoda; Insecta; Ephemeroptera; Baetidae. The transcript is spliced from 3 exons. The coding region runs from base 107 to 1501 and encodes 464 amino acids. The record is from RefSeq and is a predicted model, not a curated record.